Sardina pilchardus (European sardine) is the source of this 6195-nucleotide messenger RNA. RefSeq names its product tenascin Ca (gene tnca). Gene Ontology annotation, molecular function: protein binding. Bases 11 to 5176 code for a protein of 1721 amino acids. The record is from RefSeq and is a predicted model, not a curated record. NCBI's taxonomy places the organism in Eukaryota, Metazoa, Chordata, Actinopteri, Clupeiformes, Clupeidae. The transcript has 22 exons. Gene Ontology annotation, biological process: neuron projection development; regulation of cell adhesion.
ACUCUGAGUAAUGAUGGGAACCAGCCGCCUACUGUUAGGCGGUUUUGUCUUAGCUGUCCUUUUGAAUCUCAAUGAUGGUGGUCUGGUGAAGAAAAUCCUGAGACAUCGGCGGCAAAUUCUGGCAGCUCCUGCCGUCGACAACAUCACCCUGCCGAACCCUCGCCAGCCAGUCGUCUUCAACCACGUCUACAACAUCAAAGUUCCGGCCGGUUCCCUGUGCUCCGUGGAUCUGGACUCGCCCGGCGGCACGGAACUCGAGCCGAAGGACGAUCCCGCCGGGACGCGCAUGACGGAGCACACGCUGGACGCGGAGAACCAGAUCGUCUUCACCCACCGCAUCAAGAUCCCCAAGCAGGCCUGCGGCUGCACCGACGGGAUGCCCGAGCUCAAGAGCCUGCUGAGCCGCCUGGAGAUGCUGGAGGGAGAGGUGUCCUCGCUCAGGGAGCAGUGCACCAGCGAUGGAGGCUGCUGUGGAGCCCAGGCCACAGGCAAUGUGGGUACAACGCCUUACUGCAGCGGCCAUGGCAACUUCAGCAACGACAUCUGCGGUUGUGUCUGUGAUCCCGGCUGGAAGGGACCCAACUGCUCCGAGUCGGAGUGUCCCGACGAGUGCUCCGACCAGGGCCGCUGCGUGGACGGAAAGUGCCAGUGCUUCGAGGGCUACGGCGGCCACAACUGCAGCCUGGAGAUCUGCCCGGUGGACUGCGGCAAGUACGGCGAGUGCAUCCGCGGCGUCUGCGUCUGCGUGGACGGCUACUUCGGCAAGGGCUGCUCCGAGUCGGACUGCCUGAACAACUGCCUGGGCCGCGGCCAGUGCGUGGACGGCGACUGCGUGUGCGAGGAGCCGUGGACGGGCUUCGACUGCUCGGAGCUCAUCUGCCCCAACGACUGCUACGACCGCGGCCGCUGCCUGAACGGCACGUGCCAGUGCGACGAGGGCUACGCGGGCGCGGACUGCGGCCAGCGCACCUGCCCCAACGACUGCACGGGCCGCGGCUUCUGCGUGGACGGCCAGUGCGUGUGCAGCGCCGGCUACACGGGCGAGGACUGCUCGUCGCUCACCUGCCUGAACGACUGCAGCGGCCGCGGCCAGUGCUUCAACGGCGUGUGCAUCUGCGAGACGGGCUACCAGGGCGAGGACUGCAGCCAGCUGGCCUGCCUCAACAACUGCCACCACCGCGGGCAGUGCAUCAACGGGCGCUGCCAGUGCGACGCCGGCUUCCAGGGCGAGGACUGCUCGGAGCUGUCCUGCCCCAACGACUGCCGCGGCCGGGGACGGUGCGUCAACGGGCAGUGCGUGUGCGACGAGGGCUUCGCCGGCGAGGACUGCAACGUGCGCACGUGCCCGUCCGACUGCUACGGGCGCGGCGACUGCGUGGACGGCAAGUGCGUGUGCCACGCCGGCUUCACCGGCGAGGACUGCAGCGAGCUCAGCUGCCCCAACGACUGCCAGGACCGCGGGCGCUGCGUCUCGGGCCAGUGCGUGUGCGACGAGGGCUUCACCGGCGAGGACUGCAGCCUGAAGGCCUGCCCCAACGACUGCCUGGGCCGCGGCCGCUGCGACGACGGACGCUGCGUCUGCCAGGAGGGCUUCGCCGGCGACGACUGCUCCGAGCUCACGUGCCCGGCCAACUGCAACGGCAGGGGCCGCUGCGUCAACGGCGCGUGCCAGUGCGAGGCGGGCUACGAGGGCGACGACUGCGGCCAGCGCAGCUGCCUGAACAACUGCCACGGGCUCGGCCGCUGCAUCGACGGACAGUGCGUCUGCGACGAGGGCUACAUCGGAGAGGAUUGCUCACUGGUGUCGCCUCCGAAGGACCUGACCGUGACGGACGUGAACACCGAGUCGGUCAACCUCACCUGGUUCAACGAGAUGCUGGUGACGGAGUACCUGGUCACCUACGUGCCCACGGCGCCCGGCGGCCUGCAGCUGGAGCGCACGGUGCCCGGCGACCGCACCGCGGCCACCAUCGACGACCUGGAGCCGGGCAUCGAGUACUUGAUCAAAGUCCACGCCGUCCUGAGCAACCAGAAGAGCGUGCCAGUCAGUGCCCGCGUAGCUACCCAUCUCCCGCAGCCAGAUGGCCUCAAGUUUAAGUCCGUCAGAGAUACAUCGGUGGAGGUGUUGUGGGACCAGCUUGACAUUCCGCACGACGGCUGGGAGCUCUCCUUCAGGAACACUAAAGAGGAGAAUGGGAAAAUCUUGAAUGCGCUGAACCGGGGGCAGACCAGCUUCGAGCAGUUUGGACUCGGACCCGGCCAGGAAUACGAGGUGUCGCUCGGGGUCGUCAAAAACAACACCAGAGGACCUCAGACGACCCAGACUGUUAUGACAAAACUGGACACUCCACGGCAGCUGGAGGUGCGUGAUGUGGCCGACAACAGCGCGGUCAUCUCCUGGUCUCUGCCAGUCGCCCAGAUCGACACCAUCACCCUGUCCUUCGGCCCCUCCUCCAACCCCGCCGACAGGAAGUCCGUGGACCUGGCCCCCACGCAGACACAGCACACGGCCGAAGGCCUGAGUCCAGACACGGAGUACGAGGUGACCCUGGUGUCCAAGAGAGGAGACAUGAGCAGCGACCCUGCCUCUGACACCUUCACCACAGACCUAGAUGCCCCCAUAGAUCUCCAGGUUGUGGGUCAGACAGACAGCACUGUGACCCUGGGGUGGACAAACAGCCAGGCUGAUGUGAGCAAGUACCGGGUCAAAUUCAGCCCCCUGUCUGGAACGGCUCAUGGAGAGGAGCUUUUCCCUGAGGGAGCAGGAGAUAAGACGGAGGUCACCAUCACAGGCCUGAAGCCAGGGACUGAGUAUGGCAUCGGCGUGAACGCUGUGAAAAAUGAGAGGGAGAGCCUGCCAGCGACAGUCACCGCCAUGACCGACCUGGACCCACCGAGGGACCUGGAGGUGACCGAGGCCACCGAGACGACCAUGACCGCGGCGUGGAAGAGGCCGAGGGCCAAGAUCGGCAAUUACAGGCUGGCCGUGGAGUCUGCGGACGGCAGACGAGACGAGCUGGAGGUGCCGGGUGACGCCACCACCCACACCCUCACCGGUCUCACCCCAGGCGUGCGCUACACCAUCACCCUGGUGGCGGAGCGCGGGCGGAAGAGGAGCGAGCCCGUCAGUACAUCUGCUUCCACAGAGGAGCGGAAGCCGCAGGUGGGGAACCUGACGGUGUCCGAUGUGUCCUGGGACAGCUUUAACGUGUCCUGGACCAUCGAGGUGGGCGAGUUUGAGGGCUUUGUCCUCGAGGUGGCCAACCUGGAGGGCGGCCCUGAGCGGCAGAAUCUCACGCUGUCCGGCGACGCCCUCAGUCUGUUCAUGUCCGGCCUGAGCCCCAGCUCCACCUAUAUGAUCGCUCUCUAUGGCCUCCACAAGGGCUACCUCCUGGGGCCUGUCUAUACUGUCGCCACCACAGAGGCCGAGCCAGAGAUUGAGCACCUCUUUGUGUCCGACAUCACCCCCGAGAGUUUCCGGAUUGCCUGGACCGCCGAGGACGGCGUCUUCGAUCGAUUCGUGAUCAAAGUUAGGGAUGCCAAAAAGCUUGCUCACCCGCAAGAGUUUAAUGUCGCUGGUGACGAGAGGACCAAAGUCAUGACUGAUCUAAUGGGGGGCACUGAGUAUGAGAUUGAACUGUACGGAGUCACUCUGGAACACCGAUCCCAGCCUUUAACUGCUGUUGCCAGAACAGGCCUCGGAGCUCCCCGGGGCAUCAGCUUCUCCGAUAUCACCGCCACGUCUUCCAUGGUCCACUGGACCGUUCCCCGCGCCAACGUGGACUCAUACCGCGUGACGUUUGUGCCCCUUCAGGGAGGCAAUCCCGAGACGGUGACGAUUGACGGGGUUCAGUCAGAAACUCUGCUUCCCAACCUGAUUCCUGGGGAGACUUAUCAAGUGACCGUGGUUGCUGUCAAGGGCUUGGAAGAGAGCGAACCUAUCACUGACACAAUGACUACAGCCCUGGAUAUGCCACGCAGUCUGACCGCGGUCAACGUCACUGACACCGAGGCUUUGUUGCUAUGGCAGCCUGCCAUUGCCACCGUGGACGGCUAUGUCAUCACAUACACCGCAGACACAGGGUCCCCAGUGACGGAGCGAGUGUCGGGGAACAUUGUGGAGUUUGAGAUGAACUCCCUGAGUCCCAACACCCCGUACACCGUCAGCGUCUACGCCACCAAAGAUGCGCUGAAGAGCCAGGCCGUCACCACAGACUUCACCACAGAGCUCGAUGCUCCGCGGGAUUUGGUGGCCACUAACGUCCUGACGGACAGCGCCAUGCUCACCUGGACCCCCCCUCGCGGCGCCAUCAGCGGCUACAUCCUGACCUUCAUGGCGUCCGACGGCACAGUCAGGGAAGUGGUCCUCGACGCCUCUGAAACUUCCUACAGUGCGACUGACUUGAGCAGCUCCAUGGAGUAUGUGGUGCGGCUGCAGGCUGUCGCCGGCGCCAAGAGGAGUCGUCACAUCUCCACCACAUUCACCACAGCUGGAGUCCUUUACAGCUUUCCUAAGGACUGCUCACAGGCACUACUGAAUGGGGAGAGUGCAUCUGGCCUGUACACCAUCUAUGUGGGAGGAAACAAGAACCAGCCCAUGGAAGUGUACUGUGACAUGGCCACCGAUGGCGGUGGAUGGGUGGUAUUCCUCAGACGUCAGAGCGGGAAAACUGAGUUCUUCAGGAAUUGGAGGAACUACACAAAUGGCUUCGGGGACAUGAUGGAUGAAUUCUGGCUCGGUCUGUCCAACCUGCACAAGCUCACCACCUCAGGUCCGUAUGAGCUGCGGGUGGACCUGAGAGAUGGCACUGAGUCUGUGUACGCUUACUACGACAAGAUGGUUGUUGGCGAGCCACGAGGCCGCUACAAGAUUCAGAUCGGUUCCUACAGUGGCACAGCUGGUGACUCUAUGACCUACCACCAGAAUAGACCCUUCUCCACGUACGACAAUGACAAUGACGUUGCCGUCACCAACUGUGCCCUGUCGUACAAGGGUGCCUUCUGGUACAAGAACUGCCACCGGGUCAACCUCAUGGGAAGAUAUGGAGACAACAGCCACAGCAAGGGCAUCAAUUGGUUCCAUUGGAAGGGCCACGAGCACUCUGUCCCCUUCGCAGAGAUGAAGAUCAGGCCAGUCAACUUUGGCAACUUAGAAGGCCGGAGGAAAAGAUCGUAGAACUCUCUCUGUCAAAAAACAACCCCUCCCUCUUCCUCAAUCCCACCCAGCUGGUUGCCAGAUCAGCCUAGCUGGCCAAGUACCAGACACCAAGGCCCCAAUUCCCCAUCAAAAACCGGCCUAAGUCACUACGGUAUAGUCCUGACACACUCUAUGGUGACCGGAUAAAAUGGGGCUAUUUUUCUAUACCGAAAAUGUCAUUGUGCACAAAAAACAGGUGGAGGGUUAACUAUAGCGUAAGCCAAGACUGGGCUGGCGCCUCCCUUUUUGAAUAUUUGGGUUUGUCCUGUUUCAUCUCUGGCAGAUUUUUUUUUGUUUUUAAAGUGUUUGUUCUCAUAAAAAAAUUCCUUCCCAUGGAAUUGAUGCUGGUGCUUUUUGACUUAUUUUUUUGUUGGUCAGAUAGUUUUUAUUGAAACAAGUCCCCUUAGAAUCCUGUUGAGUUUUUGGUUCUUUUAUGUGUACUUGUUUGUGAGUUUCAUUUGUUUUUCUUUUAAAAGGUGGAUAAGUCUCACUUUUAUUUCUUUUAUUGAAGAGCUUUUAAAAUAUGUAUGAUUGUUAAUGAAUGUACAGGGCAUAGUGGCUAAAGAUGUUAAAAGCCCCGUAUGUUUAAGUGUGACCAUUACAUCAGAAAACGAUUUAAUAAGCGAUUUCAGCAAUCAGAGAGAGAGAGAGAGAGAGAGAAAGAGAGAGCGAGAAAGUCACAGUCAAUAAAUAUCUGUUGUACAGGGAUAGAAUUUGUGAGUCUUUUUCUGUAUGUGAAGAUUUCUUCUUCGGUAAGAAAACAACAACAUGUUUCUAAAUUGAUAGAUUUUGUAGUCUUUUAAAUGACAGAAAUAAACCUUCUUUAACAAAGUGCCAUGAACUAUAUAUUAAUAAAGCAUUUGCAAUAACAGACCACCAAAAUGUCCAUGGUAGUGGGAGACACCACUGAUUUUCAACAAGCCUGUAAAGUGUUUGCUUGUGUUUUCUGUAAAAUGGAGAGAGAAAAUAUCUGUAUCCCUUAUUACAAUAAAAUACUU